AUGAAAGUAGCUAGACUUAACGAGACGUUUCCACAAGCCGAACUGCGAAGGCUUAAACAAGCAGAGCGUGAGGCAGCUCAAAGAGCUGCUGAGACACCAGAGCAGUCCCAAGAUAGACGUCGACAGCAUGCUGAGUAUCUAGCAUCUCAACGGGCUGCAGAGACACCCGAACAGUCUCAAGCUCGACGUCAACAGAACGCUGAAUAUCUGGCAUCUCAACGGGCUUCUGAGACACCCGAACAGUCCCAGGAUCGACGUCGACAGCAUGCUGAGUAUCUAGCAUCUCAACGGGCUGCGGAGACACCCGAACAGUCUCAAGCUCGACGUCAACAGAACGCUGAAUAUCUGGCAUCUCAACGGGCUUCUGAGACACCCGAACAGUCUCAAGCUCGGCGUCUUCAGCAAGCGACUUACAUAGGGUCCCAAAGAGCUACUGAAACUGUUGAAGCUGCUGAAGCUCGCAGAUGCGCUGUUGCUGAAAGGGCACAACAGCGACGAUUAAUAUUUACAAGAAACGCGUGGGGAGUAUUUGAUAAAGCUGCAUUUGAGUACGAUGAAACUCUUGAUUACGAAAGCCACAAGCUUAUAAAAAUAGAAGCGAUGAAUAAGGAAUGCAGAUUUUGCGGUGCUCUUAAAUGGAAAGAGGAAGCUGCAGGCAUGUGUUGUUCGGGAGGAAAAGUAGUUCUUCCUUCAAUAGACGAGCGUGUUGAACCUCUUAAAGAACUUUUUUCAAAUGAAACAGAUGAGUCUCGCCGUUUUUUAAAAAACAUAAGAAAAUACAAUACAUGCUUCCAUAUGACAUCUUUUGGAGCUGAUAACAUUGUGUCGAUGCCAGGAUUUUGCCCGACUUUUACAAUCCAAGGGCAAAUAUACCACACAAUUGGCUCUUUGCUUCCUGCUGCUAAUACGCAACCAAAAUUUUUGCAAGUUUAUUUCAUGGGUGAUGAGGAAGCACAAGUUGAUAGGCGUUCUGAGUACGUACCAGGUGUGGAAAGAAACACAGUUCAAAAAAUACAAAAAGUUCUACAUGAUCACAACGUUUUAGUGCAUGAAUUUAAAAUGGCUAAAGAUAGAGUGACUAGCGAUAAUUACAGGGUCGUGAUACACCCAGAUCGUGUACCACGUGGUGAACACGAAAGACGAUUCAAUGCCCCGACCACAAACGAAAUAGCUGCCGUAGUAGUUAGUACUGAACAAACUGCGUCUCGGGACAUUGUUAUUCAGGCGCACGAUGGCCGGCUUACUAGAGUUCCGGACACUCAUAGAUUUUAUGAUGCUCUCGAGUACCCGAUAAUUUUUUGGAAAGGACAAGAGGGGUACAGUUUUGAUAUUCCUCAGACAAACCCAGUUACAAAACAGCCUAUACCGAACAAAAAAGUGUCGUGCAAAGACUUUUAUGCAUAUCAUAUGAUGGUACGUCGCAACAAUUUUAAUUUAUUGCUUCGAUGUAGGCUUCUCUUGCUUCAGUUUUUGGUGGACAUGUAUGUCAAAGUGGAGAGUGAGCGCUUAAGGUUUAUUGCUUUAAACCAAACAAAACUGCGAGCAGAAAACUAUAUACAUUUACAAGACGCGGUCAGGAAUGAUGCGGAUUUAGAUCCAAACAAUUUGGGUCAAUUGGUAAUACUCCCAUCGUCAUUUGUAAAUAGCCCGAGAUAUCUUCAUGAGUACACGCAGGAUGCGUUCACAUACGUGCGUAACUACGGGAGGCCUGAUCUGUUUAUUACAAUGACAUGUAAUCCCGCUUGGCCAGAAAUUACUAAAGAGCUCAUUCCAGGUCAAAAUGCAACAGACAGACAUGACUUAACAGCCAGGUUAUUUAAAAUAAAAGUACAAAAAUUGGUUGCUCUACUUACAAAAGGUAAAAUAUUGGAGAUAUGA
Danaus plexippus (monarch butterfly) is the source of this 1878-nucleotide messenger RNA. RefSeq lists its product as uncharacterized. Lineage: Eukaryota; Metazoa; Arthropoda; Insecta; Lepidoptera; Nymphalidae. The transcript has a single exon. Bases 1 to 1878 code for a protein of 625 amino acids. The record is from RefSeq and is a predicted model, not a curated record.